Molecule: messenger RNA, 5840 nt
Organism: Pygocentrus nattereri (red-bellied piranha)
Lineage: Eukaryota; Metazoa; Chordata; Actinopteri; Characiformes; Serrasalmidae
Gene: zic4
Product: zic family member 4
Exons: 3
Coding region: 3250-4755 (501 amino acids)
Biological process (GO): central nervous system development; regulation of transcription by RNA polymerase II
Cellular component (GO): nucleus
Molecular function (GO): DNA-binding transcription factor activity, RNA polymerase II-specific; RNA polymerase II cis-regulatory region sequence-specific DNA binding
Source: RefSeq, a predicted model, not a curated record
UAGUUGUUGGGAAUGUCCUCAAUGUACGCAAUAAACUGACUCAAAACCGAGUCCAGAGUAACUGCAUGUACUUUUUUUUUUGCGGUAUCUAAAGUUUAAGCCCAGUUCUUGUGGAAACGCUUGGCCCGUAAAGCAUGAAGUUGCAUACAUGUGUACAGUGCACAUGAAAUCCAUUCGAUCUGAUCUGUGGCUGUUCUGUUCAACUGAGUUUUUAUUUGUCUGUAAGUUCUAUGUUAAUAUACCGAAUUCUUUUUAUAGGCUUGAGUUGAGUUAGAGAUAUUUUUCUCAAGGAGAAAAAAAAAACACGUUGGAGAUUUAUGGAGUUCUACGAUUUAGUGCAGCCUCAGUCUUCCCGUUUUACUUUCCUUUUAAUUUGUCCUAUUAGGUUUUAUUCGACACGGAAGACAACGACAACAACAACAACUAAACGAGCUUUGGAAGGAACAAGCGUUUAGGCCCUGCACUCUGAAAUGCCUGAAGAGUGCAGCUGCAACCCAUACCGCACUCCGCUCGACUAACAUCUUCACUAUCUGUCACACUUCACACAAUGUUUACUUAUUUAUGACACGGAUGGUCUGGCAGUGUCACCAAAGGCCUGAUAGAUCAAUCCAGCGCUCUCAGGAGAUCCUCAAUUGACUUGCAUUAAUUAUUAAAUACAUAUUCGAUAUCAUUAAAGUGCACAAGCGUGACGCAGCGUCCGCACUAUUUUUCUUAAGAGUGGUUUCGCGACGGCGGGCAAGGAUCCUCUUUAUCGAAAAGACACGGUAGAUUAUUUGGCAAACAUUCCGCAUGCGCACUUCCAGUUUAUUCCUUGCUGUUGGAUAUUAUCAUUACGAUGCGUUUUAUUUUCGCUUAAUCACAUUAGUUGGGCCAAAUGCCAUGCAUCUCGGGUAAGAGCUAUUACGCGUUGCAUGAUUAAAUAAAACCGACACUGCAAAGCUUAACACGAGGUACCUUUCAGUGUUCUUCGCUAUGGGCCAUGUCCACAGUUUUGCGCACUGCGCUCGGGGUUGCAUUGCCACGACACUGGCUUCUUGAAGCUUAUGGAAAUACUAGUGUGACAUCUUGUCCAAAGGCAUUAAGGGUUUGCAGUAUCAGAAGUGACUCAUCACUCUUAAACAAUCCGCCUCAACGCUUAUGGAGAGUGCACAUCUGAUAUUUGACAUGAAUCUAAUGGUAACUGUUUGACCUCCCCGUUGGGGUCACUUCACACAACAAUCCCUGGUUGACUCCGGUUGAUUUGAUUAAGACACGGCAACCAGCCAGUGAUGAUCAAGGUAAGAAUAUUCAAAUAGAGCUAGCAGAUAGAACAUUGAUUCAUUUUAGGGCACUACACUCAUUUAUACACACACACACACACACACACACACACACACAUAUAUAUAUAUAUAGCAUCCAUGCAAAAUAAAAUAUUUCGGUCUGCACGGCUGGAUUGUCUUGUUUACAUACAGUUUACAGUUUAUUUCUGGUAGAUUUGAAAAUAAAUAAACAUGCACUCUUUAAUAUUCAUUGCAAACAGAUGUACUUGUGGUCUUUCAAAAAAAUUACGCCACACUACACUUUAUUUCUUUCUUCCUAUACAUUUGUGCACAGCUAAAAAGCAUAAUAAAAAUAAUAGCUAGUUCCAAACAACGACCUGUCCAACGCCAUGUAACUUUUUCGUGCGAACAUAAUGUGCUUCAGGCCUACUCUGACUCUACACGUGCUCCACGACCUUUGUUUCUUUCUUUAUUUUACACAAUUGCACCAAAUGAAAUUGUGUGGUUUCUGUGCGAGGACGUUUAAUUUGCAGGCUGAAAAACAAAACCGCCAGACACGCUGUAAGCAAAGGUUCAUCAAACAGCUCGCAGCUUAUUUUAAUAUCGCACCAGGACGAUUGAGGCGAUAUAGGCCUACUACUUGGUUGAGCUGUGAGACCAGACGUCUCUUUUUAUUUUUAUUUUUAUUUAUUUUUUUAUUUGAGAUUUUGUUAUGCAUGCCAUUACGCGCUGGUACAGGCAGAGCCCAGGGAGGGAAACCAGCUACAGAUGCUAUUACCUAUGUUAUUUAUAAACUGCUAAACACUCGACUUUCCCGCAAACUGCGUGUUUUGCUCAUUUAACAAUUCCGCUUCGGAGGCAGACACGACAGGUACAUUAACAUCACAGGUGUAGAGUGAGUGGCGUGUUCUCCGAAGCCCAAUAGAUAAUCGAUAAGUUGUAAGUGUUGGAAGGACAGUUUGUUUACUAAGCUGCUGUUUUAGCAAAGCGUCCCCUGCUUUGCUGCCCCUGCCUACAUUAAGCGCCUCCUUCUGUGCGCCUCAGCCGCUCGUGGACAGAGCCGGAUUGGGCAAGCGGGCAACAUUACCUCGGAUCACAGCAACAUGGACUUUUUACAGCACUUUCGCAUGCAGGCUCACCGACACCGGUCCCAUGACGAAGCGGACGAAACGGAGAGGGUGGGCGCCUGGCACAAAGCACGUAAAACUGCUUCUUUAGCUUUUUGCAUGUGUUCUUUUUUGGGGAGCUUGAUCUUCACACCGCGCAGGCCAGCAUAGCUCCGGGACGCCCGUCGCAUGUUAAACGUGUCGAAUUGUGUAAGCAGCGAGCUGUAGCUGCGUGUUGAGUCAGACUGGCGAGAUUUUAGCGACGUCGACGAGGAAAACACCGGACGCAAACUUUGGUAAGAUCAAACUGGUUUGCGUUUGGCUGCAGCAGCGCAUCGGCUGUUUGAGAGUAGCCUGCUUCUGGCCACUCGUAACUCUGGGACUGGAGCUUUAAAAAGUACAAUAAGCUUUGCAAAACAAAAUAUUAACUUUCUUUCCCUUUUUUCGUCUUUUUUUUUCUCCUCCAAAUCUCGGCGCAGGCGCCCUGGCUCCUUCUCGCUGCCACUAAAAACAUUUUUCCCCCUUCACACUGGAAACUGUCACAAGUGACGUCAAUCACCGAGCUCUGACCAAUUAGAGAGCGGGAUGAUUGUUCGGCUCGGCGGGCUGCAGCGCCUACCAUGAAUCUCUAUUCAGUAUAUCAAAGCGUCCUGCUGCUGCCUCUCAACCGAAUGGGAUUCCAUGUAGGCACAGAGAUAGGAACCAAACUUUAGGAAGUUUUUAUUUUUUUUUAUUUUUUUUUUCUCCCUGUAUUUUUUUUUCUCCAAAGCGAUUAAAAUAUAUUUGUCAUCAUCAUUAUUAUUUUGCCUGCUGUCAAGUUGUUCUAAAAAAAAAGAGAGAAAAAGAAAAAGAAAAAAAAAAGAAAAAGAAAAAAAUUAGGAGUAAUGAGCGUGGAUGCUUUGGGAAGCCCCGUGAUGGACCCUACGUUUUCCAAACGGAACACGGCGCUGAGAUUAGUUGACUUGGCAGGGGCUCACCACCAUCACCAUCAUCACCACCAUACCCCUCAGAGCGUGACAGGCUUCCCGGGGUUCAGCAGCCAUCCCCACUCAAUGGCUCACUCGCACCCUGGGGAGAUUACUGCGGAACCCCGCCUGGGGCCGAGUCCAUUCGGGCCAGAACACAUGGGGCACUCCGCGGCCCUCAAAAUCAGCCCAGCCCAUCAUUAUCCCCACCGCCACCACCACCACCACCACAAUCAUCAUAUUGCAGGCCACGGCGACGUGGUCUCCAGUCAAACGGGAGCCUUUGGCCCGGUGCAGGCGGCGACGGUGCCCUACUCUAUGUCUCACACGGCCCAGGCAUUAUCCGCAGGUAGCAGCUACCCGGGACACUAUGGUCAGCACGCCGACACCCUCUUCCCCGGACUCCAGCACGAGCAGCCGUCCAGCGGAGCGCCAGGUGGUCAAGCCCUGAAUGGACAAAUAAGGUUGGGGAUACCUGGAGACAUGUACGUGAGGUCUGAUCACUUGACUCCAGUGGCGAGCUCCAGGGCGGACCCGUUCGCAGCCUCGCCUCUGCACGGCUACGGCGGACUCAGUCUGAACAUGAACCUCGGUGCCCAUCACCACCACCACCACCACCAGCACCACCACCACCACAGCGCCGGCGCCUUCCUCCGCUACAUGCGGCAGCCUAUCAAGCAGGAGCUCAUCUGCAAGUGGCUGGAGCCGGAGCACUCCGCCAAGAAACUUUGCUCCAAGACCUACAGCACCAUGCACGAGCUCGUGACCCAUGUGACCGUGGAGCAUGUCGGUGGACCGGAGCAGGCGAACCACGUCUGCUUCUGGGAAGAGUGUCCGCGGGAAGGGAAGCCCUUUAAGGCCAAAUACAAACUUGUAAACCACAUCCGCGUGCACACGGGAGAAAAACCCUUCCCGUGCCCGUUCCCCGGCUGCGGCAAAGUGUUCGCGCGAUCGGAAAACCUGAAAAUCCACAAACGGACGCACACAGGCGAAAAGCCGUUCAAGUGCGAGUUUGACGGAUGCGACAGACGGUUUGCAAACAGCAGUGACCGGAAAAAGCACUCCCACGUGCACACCAGCGAUAAGCCGUACAACUGCAAAGUGAGAGGUUGUGACAAGUCGUACACGCACCCCAGCUCUUUGAGGAAACACAUGAAGGUCCACUGCAAGUCCCCACCUCCGAGUUCGGGUUACGAGUCAUCGACUCCGUCUCUGGUUUCCCCUUCGUCGGACCUGGGCCGGGAGCCAGCACCCUCCGCGCUCUCCGAGCCCCUCUCAGGCUCGCAGGCCGCCAAUCUGAGCGAGUGGUACGUGUGCCACAGCUCGGGGGCCAGCGGCGCUCAGAGCCCCCCCAGCGGCUCGUCCACGCCCGACCCUUCAGAUGGACCACCGUAUAGGAAUUCUGAAAGGGGGGACGCGUUCUAGAGCGAAAGAACUGAUGCGCGUCCUACAAUGUAGGGAAGAAAAGGGAGUUCCUGAAUGCAGAACGAGAACGCCAGCGCGCACUAGAAUACAGAACGUUCCAGGAUGCAUGGCGCGAACGCGUUCUAGAAUGCACGGGGUGAAUACAGAACUGGGGUGCAUUCUAGAAUGCGGAACGGAAAUGCAUUCAAGAAUGCAGUACAGUAGCGUGUGGUAGGAUGCAGAACUGGUGCUGGAGGGUCUCGUGAUCUGCAGAACUGGAACGCAUUCUGGAAUUCGGACAGCAGAAUCCAGAACGUCCCCCCGACUUUGCAGCUUCGUUUCUUACUUUUCUGUCCCUGGCUGACCGAGAGUCAGAAAAGUAGGCCCAACCGUACAACGCACUGGCGCACUGACAGCUAAUGUCACAGCCAAACCGCAAACUGAGGCAGCCAACUUGUUUCCCACAUGGCUGACUAUGAACUGAUUUCACGAGUGUCCAUUUUCUUAACCGGUGUACUGAUUAAUCGUACGCAUGUGGAUGUAUUAUUUUGUACAUUUCUGAUUUGACUUCAAUAACUUCUUAAUUUAUUUUUGAAUCGGUAUUGGGAUUUCUUUUUGUAUUAUCCAACCAAAGUGCUUCAACUUCAAAAACAAAGUGUACAUUUGUAAAUGACAACGUUUUAAUGUGUAAGUGUUAACAGUAAUUUUGUAAGGUUCAGUAUUUCAGCUAUUUUUAAAUGUUUGCUACUAUUGUUUGUAAAAAAAAAAAAAAAAAUAAGGAGAAUAAUGUUUGGUAUCAUUUGAAUAAUUUGAAUUUCAUAAAGAGGUAGACAAUAUCUUCUUGUGCUUUCUGCAGCCGAGACAGUUUGAUGGAAGCAUUGUUACUGUAUUUGAUAUGAUAUUUCAUUUAUUAUUAGCCAAUGAUUAAUGUGAACAUUUUUGCAUUUUGUGAUUUUUUUUGUAAAUCCCGUCCACAAUUCAUUUUUACGAACAACAAAAAAAAAAAAAACAACAACAGUGAAUUAUAAAAGGAGACCUUAAAAUGUGUACCGAAAUGCCUUGUAAGUUGUCAGUAUUUUGAAUAAACUGUGUACAGUGACAUGAAA